GGCCCGGCUGAUGGACACGGGUGGCCGGGGCUGCUACUCGGCUGCCACCGCAGCUGCGGCUCGGGGGUGCGGGCCGGCCCGGGACGGCGGGCGAGGCGCCACCUGAGCUCUGCCGAAGGCGCGGCGCUGCCGACGGGCGGCGGAGAGCCCUGGGGUCGUGCGGGCGCCGAGGUCCGGGCGAGGCCUCCGGUCCUGACAGCCCCAGCUCCCAGAAUGCCCCACAAGAUUGGAUUUGUAGUUGUCAGCUCGUCUGGACACGAAGACGGCUUCAGUGCCCGGGAACUGAUGAUCCACGCACCGACCGUCAGCGGGUGGAGGUCACCCAGAUUUUGCCAGUUUCCACAAGAAAUUGUUCUUCAAAUGGUGGAGAGAUGUCGAAUAAGAAAACUACAGUUACUUGCUCACCAGUAUAUGAUUUCAAGUAAAAUUGAGUUCUACAUCAGUGAAAGCCUGCCUGAAUAUUUUGUGCCGUAUCAAGCAGAGAGAUUUCGAAGACUUGGCUAUGUCUCUCUCUGUGACAACGAAAAGACAGGCUGCAAAGCCCGGGAACUCAAAUCCGUGUAUGUGGAUGCAGUAGGACAGUUUCUUAAGCUGAUUUUUCACCAAAACCACGUCAACAAAUACAACAUAUAUAAUCAGGUUGCUCUGGUUGCAAUAAAUAUCAUCGGGGACCCUGCAGAUUUCAGUGAUGAAAGCAAUAUUACCUCUAGAGAGAAGCUCAUUGAUCAUUAUCUGGGGCACAACACAGAGGACCCGGCUCUGGAAGGAACCUGUACGGGGAAAUCCGACUAUAUUUCUCCACUAGAUGACUUAGCUUUUGAUAUGUACCAAGAUCCAGAAGUUGCACAGAUUAUACGCAAAUUAGAUGAAAGAAAACGUGAAGCCGUCCAAAAGGAACGUUAUGACUAUGCCAAGAAACUGAAACAAGCUAUUGCCGAUUUGCAAAAGGUUGGCGAGCGUCUCGGGAGGUAUGAGGUGGAGAAGCGCUGUGCGGUGGAGAGGGAAGACUACGACCUCGCUAAAGAGAAGAAGCAGCAGAUGCAGCAGUACCGCAGCAGGGUGUACGAGCAGCUGGAGCUGCACAGCCUCGUGGACGCCCAGCCCAUGGGCGCCAAGAUGCGAAGGCCUUUUGACUCACCUCUCCAGCCCCUGGUUCAUCCCAGCAGCCCUUGCCACCAGCCACCAACGCUCUUGCUUCCACAGCAAGAGGAAAGAGUGACGGAAAACCGGUUUGCAGACCCUUUCCUCCAGGAAAAGCCUUCAUCACAUUCCCUGGACGUUUCUCCUCAGCACCUCACAGGAGACCAGGCACUGCCCACCACAGACCCUCAUCCCAGGACUCAUCUCGAGCCCCUGCCCUACGACGAGCGGCCCCUUCCUGCCAUCCGCAAGCAGCCUGGGGCAGCAGCUAUGGAGCCGGAAAAGAGUGAUGGGGACAUCAGCGAGGCUCCCAAAGGAGGCAUUGCGGGCGAGCCGGAGCCCUUAACAGAGAAGGCCUUGAGAGAAGCCAGCUCUGCCGUGGAUGUGCUCGGGGAAUCCUUGGUUGCUGGGGCCUAUUCCAAGACGUGGUCAUACCGGAAAGAUGCACUGCUCGCCUUGUAUAAACAGCUGAUGGAGAUGCCUGUUGGAACCCCAAAAGAAGAUUUAAAGAGCAUGCUGAGAGCAUCGGUCUUUCUCAUUAGAAGAGCCGUCAGAGACAUAGUGACCCCGGUCUUUCAGGCUUCUUUGAAAUUGUUGAAAAUGAUAAUUACACAAUAUAUUGCUAAACAUAAACUGAGUAAACUUGAAACAACUCACUGUGUAGAAAGAACCAUUCCCAUUUUGCUCACCAGAACUGGAGAUUCUUCUGCUCGCCUCCGUGUUAUAGCUUCAAAUUUUGUUCAGGAAAUGGCCUUGUUUAAGGAAGUUAAGUCUCUCCAAAUUAUUCCAUCUUACUUGGUACAGCCGUUAAAAGCAAACUCUUCGACUCACCUGGCAAUGAGUCAGAUGGCCCUCCUGGCCCGGCUGCUGAAAGACCUGGGCACGGAGAACACAGGCUUCACCGUGGAUAACGUGAUGAAGUUUUCAGUGAGCACCCUGGAGCACAGAGUGUAUGAGGUUCGAGAGAUAGCGGUUGGAAUUAUCUUGGACAUGUAUAAACAGCACGGGGCUUCUGUUCUUGAGUACCUCCCUCCAGAUGACAGCACCACGCGCAAGAACAUUCUCUAUAAAACAAUUUUUGAGGGAUUUGCUAAAAUAGAUGGCAGACCUACAGAUGCUGAAAUUAGGGCACAGAAAAAAGCUGCCACAGAAGAAGCAGAAAAACGAAAGAAAGAAGAAAUUAAAGCUUUACAAGGGCAGUUGGCAGCCCUGAGAGAAGCGCAGGCCGAAGUCCAGGAAAAAGAAAGUGACGCUGCGAAGGUAAAGAACCAGGACAGUCAAGGAAGAAAAGCAGCCCCACCUAGUGCUCCAGAAGUUCCAGAUAAUCACUAUUUGGAUAAUUUGUGUAUUUUCUGUGGGGAAAGGAGCGAGUCCUUCACAGAAGAAGGCCUGGAUCUCCAUUACUGGAAGCAGUGUCUCAUGCUGACGAGAUGUGACUACUGCAGACAGGUGGUCGAGAUAUCCAGCUUGACGGAGCACUUGCUGACAGAAUGUGACAAAAAAGAUGGGUUUGGAAAGUGUUAUCGCUGCAGCGAGGCUGUCUUAAAAGAAGAGCUGCCCAGACACAUAAAAACAAAAGAGUGUAACCCUGCCAAAUCAGAGAAGCUGGCAAACCGGUGUCCUUUGUGCCAUGAGAACUUCACACCUGGAGAAGAGGCAUGGAAAGCUCACCUCAUGGGCCCCGCCGGCUGCACAAUGAACCUGCGCAAGACACACGUGCUGCACAAGGCUCCGACUCUGCCGCUGGGUAAAGGCCCAGCCAUGACCAAAUCAGGGAGCUCAGGACCAAAGGCCGGAAGCAAAAUCCCUACCCCAAAGGGAGGCCUGAGUAAAAGCUCUGGCAGGACAUACACAAAGCGAUGACGCACACACCGUCUGUCUCCUUGUCUCCACGAGGGACUGAGCAAGUUUCCUGCUUGUGAACCAUUUCUCCUAAAAACGAUCUUUGGAUGUGGCACCCCCUGUGCCCCACCCUGCCUUCCCUCCUGGCUGUGCUCGUCCUUACUUGUCGGCACCAUAUGUGGAACUGACCACAGAGCAGGCCUCCCAGCGUUAGGGCCUGAUCUCCCUGUAGUUUCAAGCUGUCAGGUUUCUGCCUUCUCAGGCCCUGUGUCAACAGAAGAGUAAUCGUUCUGUUGGAAGAGAAUCCGAAAUCCUGGCGCAGGAGCUCACUGAGCGCGGUCGCCCGGGGCGGGUCAGCAUGUGAGGGACGAGGGCGAGCGCAGCGUCCUCUUCGCACAGUUGCUUGGAGUGAUUUCCAUGGAAGCCUCACUGUAAGCCUCUGCGUAUGGUCUCUCCCAUGUGGGAGAGGUCCUGCAGGCUCUGCUCACUGCUCAGCAGUGAUGAGACAAGAGUGACAGUGUGCACAAACUUCUCCCUGUGCCUUCUCCUCCCGCAGGCGCUGUCUGCUCAGCCUGCUGCCCACGGCGCCUCCUCACGGAGGAGGGCUGUCGGUAUCUGCACAGCUGUGUUUUCCACUAGAACAAAAAAUAAAGGUGGAAAAGCAGGAGUUCCUGAGACGUGGUCCCUUUCAGCACUCCCUUGCUAGGUGCUCCGUAUGGAGUGCUCUCUCUCUGGCAGACCUCCCCUGGUGGCAGAGCCCCCGUCCCCAGCCCUGCAGUCAGUCCCAGGGGGAACUGAGGUCCACACCCCAGUGCCAUGCCUUUCCCGGGGGCUGCACCUUCUUUACAUGGGCCAAGUCCUAACCACAGUGAAGUGACUUCAGCUGGUCAUCCAGGCUCGCCCGGCCGCGUGUGUCAGAACAGCCUGAACCCCUCGGGGCAGACGCGGCGUUGUUCUCGCUCCAGCACGUGCUACCUUCUCCUUGGUUUAACAUUCACAAGUGAGCCUUCCACACGGACCCGCAGACUCAGGCCAUCGGGCUUAGGCUGUCACCCUGUCCCUCUCAGAUCCACAGUGUAAUCAGAACUGUGAGUCCGCUUUUCUCAAACACUUCGUAUGACACUGAAAACACCAAAAUGUCACUUAAAAUGAUGAAACCAAACCUCAAAACCCAGUCUCCUAACCAGCCCCUGCGCAGCCCACUAUGCCCCGGAAGUGGUUCCCUUGCUUCACGUCCAGUAGCGGAAGGAAAGCUGCUGUUUGUCUGAAGUCGGCUUGGAGACGCUAGGUUCUCCCCGUCCACGCCUCUUCCCCCAGCGGCCAAGGCCACUGCAGACCAAGGAAGUUGGCCCUCCCGGUCCCACCCUGUGACCAGGGGUACACUUUCCUCCUGAGCAUUACACAAGCAGGCUUUCUGAAUGCCAGCUAGAGAUGCGUGGAAUUGAUGAAAUUUAUACACAGUGUAUAAAUAUUUUUAAUUCCUAACCUUGUCAAACAACAAAAUAUAUUUAAAAAACUAAUAGCUAUUUGAGCAAUGUAUGCCCUGAGUGUGUUAGUGACCAUCAAUUUGCACUAAUCAAUCUCCAUUUUUGGUAAACUAAUACCUUCUCAUAUGGUUGACUCAAAAUACAGCAAGAAUAAGGCUGAUCAAGAGAAGUACCUUCAAAAAAAUGCUCUAUUAAAAAAUAAGUAUGGAGGAGAAAUAAUGUGAACCAUUACUAGAUAAGCAGGGUACAGAUGCCAAGUUAACUGUAAAAUGAUCCUUCCUGGUUUCACAAAGAUGCAGGCCACUAUCUCUAAUCCAUGUUUAAAGUACAGAUAACACACUUCUUUAAAUAGAACAAUAAUGAGAAAGGUUAGCCAGGAAAUUAUUCUCUCUAUCCAAUUAAACGUAAGAAAUAUAUAUGUAAUGUUUUCUAUAUAUUGUAACUUAAGAUAUUUGUAAAAAUAUUUAAUUUUUAGUGACAAAAUUGGAUGCAUUUAAAACAGAUUAGACUUGCCAGUUACAGAAAAAUCAUGCAUUUAUGUUGAAAUGACUCCUGGCAGUGAUUAGUGGCUAUUAAAAGCUUUACAGAGUUAUAUGCUAUUAAGGAACCAAGAAUAAAGGAAAAAAACUGAAAAGGAACUGUAAGAGCCCUUGGUCAUUUAUAAAUAAAUAUCUAAGUUUGGAACAGUAAUUAAUAAUUGAAUUUUCAUUCAUGAAUAUGUUGUGGCUAUUUAACAAUAUUUAUUUCUAUUAUUUUCAUAUUGCAAAAUAUUAAAUUUAAUUUAAAAGAAUUAUAUCUAUAAAUGUGGCAUUAGAAUACAAAUGUAAAUACUUUUAAUGAAAAUUUGAAACCUUCUAAUGUUUUGACACAGUUUUCUAUUUGUCUUUAUUUCAGGCACCAAAAUUAUAAAAUCUCUCAGGAAUAUAUUGUUCUGGUUGUCUUAGGCUCAAGGGUUAACUCACCCUGAGAAUGUUCAUAUAAUAAAAACAUCACUAAAUGUUUUGUCACUUUUAUUUCAAGAUUAUAAUUAAGAAGCCGUUUGUAAAUUACGUUUACUUUCGUAAACAUGGAGGUGUAGCCAGCCUGAACCCCAAGAGUCCACUGAGAAUUGCUGAGACCGCCAGUGAAUAGAUGUUGCCAGAGAGAGUUUGCUUCCUAAAAUAAGUUGUCAAAAUGGGUUUACUGCUGAAGAAGCUAAAAGAUUUUAAGCUACAUAUAAAUUAGAGAAAAUUAUUGAUGAAUUUUAUCCUGUGGAAUAAAAUCAGAAUGUUCUAUAAAUGCUCUCGUU
Molecule: messenger RNA, 5757 nt
Organism: Diceros bicornis minor
Lineage: Eukaryota; Metazoa; Chordata; Mammalia; Perissodactyla; Rhinocerotidae
Gene: CEP104
Product: centrosomal protein 104
Exons: 22
Coding region: 214-3003 (929 amino acids)
Cellular component (GO): cilium
Source: RefSeq, a predicted model, not a curated record